AUGUCGAAUUUGGUAGAAGCUAACCUAGCAAAAACUACUGGCAUCGUUGGAAUAGCAGUGGGUAUAUGUGGUCUGGGAAAUGUGAUCUGUGGCUUCAUUUGGCUUGGGCAUAAUGGAUACGGAGGACACGGACUAUGGUCUGGCUUUGGGGUAGGUUAUUUCUGUUACUAUUUAUCUGGAAAUAAAGUACUUCAGUUUGUAGAUACCAUAUAUAUAUAUACGCUUCCUUUAAGUUAUUGGGCAACGGACGGAAGUCAAGAAAACAGUGCAAAUAGGCGUUGAGGCAACGGACAGGUGCAGUUGGCGAUGGCGAUAAGUCGUUUAGCCCAAAGACUUCGCUUUUCUUAAACAAUUAACUCAUACUUAGUUUAACAAAAGUUAGUUUUAUGUCUAUCGCCCCAUACUUCAUUCAUAUCAAACAGAUUUAUAUGAUUCAUCAAAUCCAAUAUGACCUUGGUUUUUUCAAGGGAACGUUUCCUAAAGUUUGACCUAACUCAAAACUAAUGCUUAUUCGUCCACUGCGCCCGGCAAAAGAAGAGAAAUAUAUAUUAUUUAACUUUGAUUCGAGAAGGCUGGCAAUAGAAAGUUAAGUUUCUUCUUUUUUUAAUUUAAUUUUCCUUGAAUUUCCUUAUAACUUUCAAUCAUUCGUCAAAAUCAUUCGUCAAAAAUACUCUGUAAAGGUUUAUUUGUUUUAUGGACUGUCCUUUUAAUGAAAAAGAUGGUGUGCGCUUUCAGAAUAUUGCAUGUGUGGGUGUCUAGGAAAAGUACUGUUGGACUCUUAGCUUGGAGGCUUUUUUGCCUUUCUUCGCGGCUGAGGGUUUUGAGGUAUCGCAUGAACAAAUUCUCGCUUUAAGAGUUGGCUAUCGAGUCACCUCAUGGAAACAGUUUCCGCACUGCAAAGCAGCCGCCGUUGUUGAUUCAAUAAUUUAUACUCGCGUAAUGAUAUGGUGCAGUGUUACUAAUAUUGAGAGACGAUUUCCAUCGUCAAUAUAGGGAAAAGAAAUAAGUAAGUGAUGGGUUUCUUAACUCGCUCCUGAUAACAGCAAGGUACUUAAGAGACGCUUACUACUACGCUUGGUUUCUUAAAAGUAACCCUACUCUUUCCAUUUAAUUUGCGUUUAAAUAGGUAUGCGUUAUAAAGGUUUGAUUAAACUGAAAAAUGACUAUAGAUUUCACAAAUUUAAAAGAAAAAAUACUUCAAAUUUCAUGAAGCAUUAGGAUCAAGCUAUAAAAGUCUUAUAAAGAAAUGUAUUAACUGCGCAACUUCUUUCUGAACGGAUCUUGUGAUCUGUUACCGAAGGUGCCAUAUUGUCUCAAUUGUUUACCUUUUUAGUCUAUUCUCCUUCAAUCUUCCUCAUAUUUGCAUAUCAAAACCAUUAAAUCUUUCGAGUGCCGUGAAUUAAUGUUCCCUGACCACUGCUUACACGCUUAAAUCUAAGCAAACUACCAAAAUCUGACACUGCACACGGAAUACUAACUAAUUUUUUAACUCACAGGCCCCUUAUAAACCUAAGAUUUCAUUGCUCGUGGAGCAAAUAUACAAAAACAUCAGUGCUCUUGAUAGACAACAAGUUAGAAUAGUGUUCGACACCUGCUACGCCGUACAUCUACACAAUAUUAAAUUAACAGAUUUAACUGAUUUAUCAAGUCCAAUACGACCUUGUUUUUUCAAGGGAACAUUUCCUAAAGAUUGACCUAACUCAAAACUAAUGCUUAUUCGUCCACUGCGCCAGGCAAAAGAAGAUCAUUUUAAUAGCAAAUCCUGACUUUGUCAAAUACACUCGUUGAUUUAUGGAAAUCUUUUUACGAGUCGUUAGGAUGCGCCUGCUGAGAAUUUAGUCAAAAUAUAAUGCAAUAUGUUUUUCGUUUUAAUUUAAGAGCUCAUGUUUAGCUUCAGCCCUUUUUUCGAUGUCGAAAACUGGGAUUUCUCUGGAAAAGUAGCAAUUUUAGAUUUGUAGUCUUUACGUAAGUUAUAAUUAGCUCUUAUCCAGUCCCUAAAAUAAGAGAGGGGUCAGGAUCGAAAACAAUUUCCUUGAUCUUGCGGACUGCCGUUUGCGCUAAAAAUAUGUUGGCGGCCUGGGUCCCCCGGUUCCCCCCUCUCCCCCGUAGAUCCGUCGCUGAAGAAGAACAUUUAUAAUCUUCCGUCUUGAAAGGGAAUUAAAACUUUGUUUCUUUACUUUACUUUACUUAUUUUUACUUGCAGUUGAUUUUUGCUGCCGUAUUGGGUAUGAUAAUAUGGCGGAACAGAAACAAGAACUUGGUAAGUGCUUUCGCUUUUUGUUAUAAAAAUGAACCUGUUCAACUUUGAUGAUGAUGAUGAUGAUGAUGAUGGUGACGAUAGGAUGACGAUGAUAAUGGUGGCGAUAAAGAUGAGUCCCGCAAAACCUGAAUUCAGAAAAAUAUUCAUUCUUUUUUUCCUUGCUUCUUGACACUUCCUUGUCGAAUGCGGCUCAGUGUUGACAACUUUUAUGUAGUGUAGUUCUGAUGCGAGUACCAAAAACAACUCUCACUAUCCAACAGAUGAUAUUUUUCCUCGUGACGUGCAUUAUUCUGGUGAUUGUCAUGAUUAUCCAAGCCGCCAUUGCAGCUAUAGCGUACGUCUUUUGGAGUCUGUUCCAGGUUGCAGUGGACUGCAGGGUAUAUGGUGGUCGAUGUCGUUGUAGAAACAGCAAAGGCAAAUCUAUUCCUAUUGAAUGUAAGUACAGUUAAGUCUGUAUUAACCUUACACUCGCGGGACCAUCGUUAUUUCCUUGCAAUACGGGAUUGUUUUACCGAAAAUAUGGAGAUUAAAGUGUAGGACAUACCAAUAUUAUAGUGAGGCAAACUUGAGUUAGUGUCUCAGGAAACUCCAAGAAAUACGCACUUAUUUUACCUCUUGAUGUAGAAGAAACCGAUUGUUUACAGACCACUGGCAGAUCUAGGGGAGGGGCCCCACCAUAUUUUUGGGCCAAACCGGCUGAAGCCUGCAGGGCUGAGAAAAACAUUAGCCCUUAAAUAAUUUCCGAGGUCACCUCUCCCCCUGUUUUUCUUGGCUGUGGAUUAGCGGGGCUCUCUCUAAAUCUGAAUCCUUCACUUCAGACAACCCUCUUUCUCUCAACCACUGCUAGGGUUGUUUUGUUUGUAGAUGUUCUUCACUGUGAUUGCUAUGAUAGACAAAAAAAAAGGAUUUCCAAAAUAAAAGAAAGUACACGGCAGUGUUUUACAUAGGCCGAAGUUCAAUAAUUUUGAUAGACAUGUGUUAGCGGGACGAGGCUUAUAUAUGGCUUAUUUUUUGGUCUUCUAUUUUCUUCAUUUCGUCAAGUGGAGACAUGCGAGCUUAUUUCUUUGAUUGACGGUCUCUUCCUCGCCAUUACCAUAUUUUCUGCUCUGGGCACGAUUACGACCCUGGCUGGCUCGAUUAUUGGGUGUCUGGGAACUUGCUGUGCUAAGAAUCAGGUGAGGUACUUCACUGCGAAUUCAAAGGCAGUUGCCAAGGAUUUCAGCGAUUAGUGCAUAUUCUGUCUCAAAGUAGUUCCUUUUUAAACUUUUAUUACUGUUCUAUUAUAUCUUAUUUACAGCAUACUCAAGAUUUGAAACUUGAAAGUGAGGCCGACAAAUUCUUGUCAAUCAAUAGAGUUUAUACUGUAACUCUUCUUCAAAGUGUUGCACGACUGUUUUUUAUUACAAGCUCUACUUCCAGGACCCCGCCAACGAAAAACUGUAAUGCUAAGCACGAUGUAUUUGCGGAACUCACGGGAUUGCAUGUUACUACAGCUAGCUAAUCAAUAAAAUGUAGUGAUGAAAUAAUUCACUCCCACACCCUUAAGGUGAUGUCACACGAGACGAUUCGCAACGAGGAUUUUUAGCGCAACACAGCGUUGCAACAUUGUUGCGACAUUGUUUCGAAUGGUCACAACAUUGUUCCAGCAUUACAACGCUGUGUGGCGAAUCGUUCUGUGUAACAUCACUUUUAGACAGCCUAUUCUGUUAAUGGUUAAGCCUGUACUCUUCGGUACAGUAAAAGAGACGAACACGGAUCAUCCAAUCUCAGACUCGCAGAUAGAGUCUCAAUUCCGUAGAUCGAUUGCACUACGAAGUAAUUUGUCGAAAAGUGUUUUUUUUUUUUUAAAGAGAAUGCCCUUUUGGGUCUGGUAUGCGACGAUGUUGUUACAGACCGUUGCAGCUUACUGCCUACUUCAGUAGAACCGUUGUCCAGUGCCAUGUGCGAAAACGGAAUCUUGUCAAAAAAUGGUUGAAGGCUCGAAUAUUGUCUUAGACUCAUAAUAAUAUUCUGUUUCUUUUCCGUUUUAUGUAUCAAGCAACCUGGAAUGGUAGUGGUGCAUCAACCAGCUGGUACCCAGUCCUCACUGAUGUACACUUCCCAGCAGUAUCCCUCUGGACAAUAUCCUGUUCAAAACUAUCCGCCCCAGUAUCCCUCGGUAGGCCAUUACCCUCCACCACAGUACCCCGCAGCCACUGGGCCCGUGGACUCUGGAGCAAUACCACCUAAAGCGUAG
Molecule: messenger RNA, 4496 nt
Organism: Porites evermanni
Lineage: Eukaryota; Metazoa; Cnidaria; Anthozoa; Scleractinia; Poritidae
Source: the annotation of a GenBank genome assembly